Molecule: messenger RNA, 993 nt
Organism: Adineta ricciae
Lineage: Eukaryota; Metazoa; Rotifera; Eurotatoria; Adinetida; Adinetidae
Source: the annotation of a GenBank genome assembly
AUGUCUACCGAAGCCAAAGUCGUGACCCACAAAAGUAUUAAUAAUGCCGAUGAACGAGUGCAGAUUCUAAAUCUAAAAAAUUACCCAAAAGAAAUGGCAAGUUCAUCGACAUAUAAAGACGAAAGUCAUCCAUUCGCUGCGGAAACUCGUGUACUUCCCUCAGCCCAAACAACUACCACUUUAUCGAGUGGUGAUGCUCGUCGAUCUUCUACAGAAGGCAUUGGUGUCUGUGGCUGGGUUUUAGUCGUUCUUUCUUACUUCAUGGUUGGCAUUACAUUUCCAUUCUCGUUGUGUCUUUGCAUCAAGGUUGUGCAAGAAUACGAACGAGCUGUCAUUCUUCGUCUUGGUCGUAUCAUACCAGGCGGUGCAAAGGGUCCGGGUUUAUUCUUUAUCUUACCAUGCGUUGAUACAAUUAUUAAAGUUGAUUUACGAACAGCAACUUUCAAUGUUCCACCUCAAGAAGUAUUAACACGUGAUUCAGUGACAGUUUCUGUCGACGCUGUUGUUUACAGCCGUGUUUUCAACCCAGUCAUUAGCGUUACUAAUGUUAAAAAUACUCAAUAUGCAACGCAAUUACUUGCCCAAACCACCUUACGAAAUAUUCUCGGCACCAAAUCACUUCAAGAAAUUCUUACAGAUCGUGAAACCAUUGCACAUAGUAUGCAAAGUCAUUUAGAUGAAGGAACAGACCCAUGGGGUGUAAAAGUUGAACGUGUUGAAAUCAAAGACGUUCGUCUUCCUCAAUCGAUGCAACGUUCAAUGGCUGCUGAAGCUGAAGCAAGUCGUGAGGCACGUGCUAAGGUCAUUGCAGCUGAAGGUGAACAAAAAGCAUCGCGACAAUUGAAAGAAGCAGCCGAUGUUAUUUCGGAAUCACCAAUUGCUUUACAAUUACGUUAUUUACAAACGUUAACACAUAUCUCUGCAGAGAAAAAUUCAACUAUCGUUUUUCCAAUUCCUGUGGAAUUGCUCAGUCUGGUCAAACGAUCAACGUAA